Cyclopterus lumpus (lumpfish) is the source of this 1210-nucleotide messenger RNA. RefSeq names its product V-type proton ATPase subunit E 1-like. Lineage: Eukaryota; Metazoa; Chordata; Actinopteri; Perciformes; Cyclopteridae. Gene Ontology annotation, cellular component: proton-transporting two-sector ATPase complex, catalytic domain. The record is from RefSeq and is a predicted model, not a curated record. Gene Ontology annotation, molecular function: proton-transporting ATPase activity, rotational mechanism. Gene Ontology annotation, biological process: proton transmembrane transport. The transcript has 10 exons. Bases 148 to 828 code for a protein of 226 amino acids.
UUGGCUGCGCAACCGGAAGUAAACAUCAUGUGACGUUGCAGAUCAGCUGAUCCUCCGUAGACAUCUUUACGAGUCACGACUGCGGCGAUUAAUUCAUACCUCUCCGUCUGUUCACGUUCGGGCCCCGCGCGGACAACAGCUGCGACCAUGGCGCUCAGCGAUGCCGACGUUCAGAAGCAGAUCAAGCACAUGAUGGCCUUCAUUGAGCAGGAGGCCAAUGAGAAGGCAGAAGAAAUUGAUGCAAAGGCCGAAGAAGAGUUCAACAUCGAGAAAGGCCGGCUGGUCCAAACUCAGAGGCUGAAGAUCAUGGAGUACUACGAGAAGAAGGAGAAGCAGAUCGAACAGCAGAAGAAAAUUCAAAUGUCAAACCUGAUGAACCAGGCUCGACUGAAGGUGCUGAAGGCCCGGGAUGACAUGAUCUCGGAAAUGCUCACCGAGGCACGCCAGCGGCUCGGGAAUGUGGCAAAAGAUCCAGCCAGGUAUCCGGGGCUGCUGGACGGGUUGAUCUUACAGGGAUUAUACCAGCUUCUGGAGAGCAAAGUGACUAUUCGCUGCCGUAAACAGGACAUUCAGAUGAUACAGGCCUCCAUCCAGAGGAAUACUCCUAUAUAUAAAAUGGCCGUGAAGAUCAACAUCGAGGCCCGCAUCGACCAGGACACCGUCCUCUCCCCCGACAUCUCCGGAGGUGUUGAGAUCUACAACAGCAACGGGAAGAUCAAGGUGGCCAACACCCUGGACAGCAGACUGGAGCUCAUGGCUCAGCAGAUGAUGCCUGAAAUCCGAGGGUCUCUCUUCGGUGCCAACCCAAACCGCAAGUUCCUGGACUAAAGAGCUCCUUCCCCGUAUUAGAGGAAACAACAACAACUCUCCUUUGUAUUUUUUAUUUUGUCACAUGAAAAGUCAUUCCUCCGUCUGUGAAACGAAUUAUCCGCUGCAAAUAAGAGACGCGUCGUCGUUGUUGUGUGAUGUGUUGCUGUAUAUUUCUUGGGUUAUUGUGUUUUGCUAAUGGCCGACCUGCGCCAAGCAAUUACUGAGAAAAUAAAUGGUAUCCGUGACUCAGAAGCCCGUACAUGACCUUACAGAGUUAAUUUAUUGAUGUGUGUUAUUCUGUCAUGAAUUAAAAAAACGAGUGGGCGACAUCAUUCCAGAGGGUGCGCCGUAUGUAUCUGAGGUUUCCAGAUUAAAUUAUACGUGUUUUUUUUCUUCUUUA